This is a messenger RNA of Sinocyclocheilus anshuiensis, 1758 nucleotides long. RefSeq names its product zinc finger protein PLAGL2-like. The record is from RefSeq and is a predicted model, not a curated record. Gene Ontology annotation, molecular function: DNA-binding transcription factor activity, RNA polymerase II-specific. The coding region runs from base 357 to 1493 and encodes 378 amino acids. Gene Ontology annotation, biological process: regulation of transcription by RNA polymerase II. The transcript has 3 exons. Gene Ontology annotation, cellular component: nucleus. NCBI's taxonomy places the organism in Eukaryota, Metazoa, Chordata, Actinopteri, Cypriniformes, Cyprinidae.
ACGUCACGCUCCCACAAUGCACGCGCCCCAUCAGCUCCAGCGCUGCUGUGUUUAGAGGGACACAAACAGCAGGCCCGAAAAAUACACACAUUAUUGAACAAUAAAUAAAGUAUCCACUGCGAAUAGUUUUUGAGAAUCCAUCGAGAUAUGGCUGGGAAAUAAUUUUUUUAUUUGCACCCUUGCGAGAUGUAGAAUGGAGGAAUGCAUGAGAACUGCAACUUUAGCGGGGAUCAAAAGUUUCUGAAGACUGAACAUGCAAAAAAACAAUCUUCACUCCGAAGAAAAAUCAGCUGUUGGAGCUUCUUCUCAGAUGUACAGUGACAUACUCCCUGAGAACUACCCAUAUAUGUGAGAAAAUGUUUCAUGGCAAAGACCAGCUAAACAGCCUCCUGCAAAACCAUGACCCCAACAAGCAGGAACUGCGGUGCGAGGAAUGCGGAAAGCAUUACAACACUCGCCUGGGACUUAGACGCCACGUGGCCACGCAUGCCACCUCCGCCAGCGGUGACCUCACCUGUAAGGUCUGUAGUCAGGCAUUCGAGAGCAUGCCGGCGCUACUCGAGCACCUGAGUACACACACCGGCCGGCCACCUCCGGGGACUGUGGUACGAGAAAGGAAGCAUCAGUGUGAACGGUGCGGCCGCCGCUUCUUCACUCGCAAGGAUGUGAGGCGCCACGCAGUGGUGCACACCGGCAGACGGGACUUCCUGUGCCCGCGUUGCGCCCAACGCUUUGGCCGUCGCGACCACCUCACCCGACACCUGAAGAAAAGCCACGCACAAGAUUUGGAGACCCUUCCUCCGAUGCCCAUUAAAGAGGAGCGCAGUCCUACCGCAUGCUCUGUUGGAUCUCCGAAAGAUGCCACAGAGGCGUUUUCCAUGGCCAUGUUCAACCCUCAAGGCCUUCCGGGCACAUCUACCUCAGGGGUCAAUCAUCACCAUCACACGAUGGUGUCUGGCCCCCUUUCCAGCCCAAUGGGUGUGGGCUGCUACCUUGAGCCAAACAAGCCUCCUCCGCAGCAUUACCAGCAGGCUUCCAGAUAUCAGCCGAGUUCCACUACCUCAUAUCUGAAAGCGGAGAUGGAGAGCUUCCUGACUGAACUCCAGUGCGGGCCAAUGCCACCGCAGGCCGCUGUAGCGACUGCCGUCUCCCGGCCUGGCGACCUUUUCACUGACAGUCUGGGAGGUCAGAGUGCCCAUUUCACUCUCAGGAACUCGGCGUUCACCUCAGCCGAGCCACCUACCACCUCCGCCAACAUGGACCUCUCGCACCUGUUGGGCUUCCUGCCGUUUGGCCUGCCUCCCUACAGCACUACCUUGGGAUACUCGACCACCACCAACGUCGUGUCCCCAAGCCCUACCUCUCAGCUCUCUGGGCCGCUUGCCUCAUUUCAGCCACAGUCACUGCAUGAGCCUCAGGCUUCAGGGCACUUAAACCAGCUCUCUGGUUUCUCUCCGACUCUACCUCGAUUCCAUCAGGCCUUCCAGCAAUGAUGUCGCCCAUGUCCACUAUGACCUGCCAGUCAAACGCGACAGUUCUGUUGUGUCAUUGCCAAGUAGCUUAUAGGUAAUGAACUGGAGAUGGUGAAGUUUGUUGGGUGCGAAAUGGAUCCUGUAGAAUUAUAUGAAAGGAUCACUAGGAUAGAUGGAGUUUUGCUUUUAGUUUUGAAUAGUUAAAAAACGUUGUGGUUUUUCCUAGAGGGUCUUCAGAGUAACUGUUUUGUAGUGAUAAAUGAACAUAAAAUUCAUUUAAAAAAAA